AUGCUCGGAAUGAUGAAUUCUCCCACCGACGCAGUCGACUUCUACGCCACCCCCUCAUCGACCAGUCGAUUCCAGGACAACGCCGACAUUCGCGUCUUCUCCGAGCAAAAGGAACGUCGCCAAAUCUCGUACACAAAGGACGGUCGGAAGCUGGUGGACGGCAAGCUGGAGGAACAAAGCGAGAUCACCAGCGACCCAGCCAAAGCCUGGAACCGACUGAUUCUGAAUCGCAUCGCCACGAAUCAGAUCCCCAAAGAGAACAUCGAGAAGAAGCAAUCAAAAGCGAAAAGGAUUCUGAACCGCCUAAGUGGAAAAAAAGACAAUUCCGAACCCAUGCCCGAGAUCACCAUCGUGGAGCCGGUCACAGUGACGUCAGCCAACUUCAAAGUUCUUGAAAAAUCAUAA
This is a messenger RNA of Bursaphelenchus okinawaensis, 405 nucleotides long. Lineage: Eukaryota; Metazoa; Nematoda; Chromadorea; Rhabditida; Aphelenchoididae. The record is from the annotation of a GenBank genome assembly.